UACGGGAACGGGAAUAAACUGAUAUUUUUCACGAUACUUGUUCCCUAGUAGGAAAUUCUUACCAGUGUCAUUAACUAAUUUUUCCGUAAUAACGUGAUUUAGUAGGUUUAUCUAUAGUUAAUGCAUUCGAAAUCGUGCUAAUAAACAUUUUUAUGUUUCCUCUAAAACUACCUAAAUCGCCAAACAAUUUCCUUAUAAAGCUCCCUAUAAAUUCCCCCGAAAUCAAAUUCGACACUGACCUUAGCUAACUGCUAUAGCAAGUGCGAUAUAGCUGCAUAAAUGGGUAAAAUUACUAGCAAACUUGGACAUUGAAUUAUUGAAAAGUUGUCCCCACAAAAGCGACGACAUUCAUUAAAACUAAAUUGUAAAAAUAUAUCAUCAUUCUUUUUAAAAUUAUCCGAACAGCGUUAUGUUUCCCUACUUUGUAUGCGUUUAACUCUUGUGCUACGUUUUUUGGAAACGAAGAACAGACCAUUUUAGGCCGAAGGGUUUUCCACCAGGUCCUACACAAUGGCCAAUUUUCGGAAAUCUGCUCCAAUUUCGCAAAUCUCCUCUAAGGGCGAUGACAAAUUGGCGGGAUAGAUACGGGAAAAUUGUUGGACUUCGAUUAGGGGAUUUUCGCGCCGUGCAACUAAAUGACUAUGACCUGAUCAAGGCGGCAUUUUCAAAUCCGGAAUUUAAUGGACGACCUGAAUUCAAACCACUUCAUUACUUAAUGGGUGGACAGGAACAUGAACACUAACUUCUCAAGGGGACUCGUGGAGUACGAUUCGAAAUUUUACAGUGAAAAAUCUUAGCUCGCUCGGAUUCGGAAAGAAGUGCAUGGAACCUUUUCUUCAAUCGGAUAUUGAAGAAUUGGUAGACUCACUUUCAAAAGAGGUGGGAAACAGGGUCGAUUUUAAAGAUAAAUUUUACACUCCGGUUACAAACCAUCUUUGGAAUAUUUUGACGGGGGAGGAAAUUCGAGACAAGAAAUUUUGUCAGGAAACUUUAACAUAGUUGCAUAGAUCGCUAUGGCAACCGAUCGGGAGUGCGAUAUGGUUUCUACCCUGGUUGACCGAAUUAUUCCCGGGAUUAACGGGGUUAAACCGGAUAAAAAAUGUUCCUUCAAUUUUACACGAUGAAGUAAAACGACAGGCACUAAUGAAUAAAAAUAAUUCAUCAUUGUUGAAUGAUAACCUCGUGACUGCAUUUUUGAAAGAAAUUCAAAACGCAGAAGGAGACGAGGGGUCACAUUUUCAUAAAAAUAAAGGAGCUAAUCACAUGCAAGGAACGAUUAUAAACUUGUUCGUCAGCGCGGCAGAAGCAAUGACGAACACGCUAAAUUGGGCGCUUCUCUACUUGUCAUUAUAUCCCGAAAUUCAGGACAAAUUGGCGAAAGAGAUUUUAACGGUGAUUGGAUCCGACCGGUGCCCUUCGCUGGAGAACUUUGAAAAAAUGCCUUACACGAAGGCCGUCAUGCAAGAAGUCUUACGAAUUUCGAGUACUUCUCCGUUCUCCAAUUUCCAAAUGACUACUCAAGAUGUAACCUUCGAGACCUACUUUAUUCCCAAAGGCACCACCAUUAUCGCCAAUUUGUACGGAAUUCAUCACGAUCCAAAGUUCUACCCGGAACCGGAAAUAUUUAAUCCAGACCGUUUCCUGAAUGACACCAGAUCUCGUGAUGCCCCACCACCAUUUCUCCCAUUCUCAGUCGGCCUCAGAACUUGUCCAGGACAAACGUUUGCGCGAAAUGAUUUUUUUCUUGUGUUGGCCUCACUCUGUCAGAAAUUUGAGUUUCAGUGGGAUCCAAAAGUAGAGAAGCCAAGUAGUGAUUUUUUAACGGAAAAAUGCCAUGUCAUCUUUUUCAGAUUUACCCCAAAAUUUAAACUUUUGUUGGCGUGCCGAGAAAAAUUAGAUAGCGAUGAAGAGAUGUGAUAGGAGGGCUAUUAUGUAGGACCUACCAGGAAGUAAAUAUUGCGAUUUUUUUUAGUUUUUAGCUGCACAUAACUAUUAAAAUUAUUUAAAUGAUAAAAAAACUUAGUUUUAGGAAAAUUGACGCAUAAUGACAAGAAAUUUAAAUAGUAAAGGGUGAACAACUUAAAAGUGGUACACCACCUAGUCACAAUUUAUGAGAUUAGGAAUGUAAUUAAAUCAAAUGCUUGAUGAAUUUGAAUAAAAAUUUCACUACUUAUUAUCA
Molecule: messenger RNA, 2179 nt
Organism: Folsomia candida
Lineage: Eukaryota; Metazoa; Arthropoda; Collembola; Entomobryomorpha; Isotomidae
Product: cytochrome P450 2J2-like
Exons: 7
Coding region: 1144-1917 (257 amino acids)
Molecular function (GO): iron ion binding; oxidoreductase activity, acting on paired donors, with incorporation or reduction of molecular oxygen; heme binding
Source: RefSeq, a predicted model, not a curated record